Molecule: messenger RNA, 1107 nt
Organism: Thlaspi arvense
Lineage: Eukaryota; Viridiplantae; Streptophyta; Magnoliopsida; Brassicales; Brassicaceae
Source: the annotation of a GenBank genome assembly
AUGAAUGAUCGGAAGAUGAAUUGGUGGAGGAAGAAGGCGAAGAAGGACUCAGAAGCAAAUCAACGGCUGAGAUUGUUCCAAGAGAACGGCAAGGUCCUCUUAGAAGAUCUCAUCGAGCUUUGCAAUGGCAAAUCCAACCCGAUCAAGACUUUCUCUGCUAACCAAAUCAUCGAAGCCACCAACAAUUUCAGCGAGAGUAACCACCUGAUUCGGUUCGAGUUUAUGUACAGAGGUAUGCUCGAAGCCCGUCCUGUCCUGAUCAAAAGAGCCAUAUGGAAUUUGUACACGUCUGAUACAUUGCAAAAGAUCUGUCGCGACAUAGCGGUCUCGUCAAUGGUGAGUGGUCACAAGAACUUCCUCAAAUUGUUAGGAUGCUGUCUUGAGUUUGAGUAUCCGGUCUUAGUUUGUGAGUACGCAGAACGUAUACCUCACAUUAGUCCAAGUUUGGGAAUGCUUUCUUGGGGGUUGGGAAUGCGAAUUAAGAUAGCUAAAGAGAUUGCGAUUGCGGUUUCUUACCUUCACACCGCGUUCUCAAGAACGAUGAUCCAUAUGGAUGUACAGCCUUCUAACAUAUUCUUGGAUUCGAACGGGACAGCAAAGCUAAGUGGGUUUUGUCUCUCUGUCUCAAUUCCAGAAGGAGAGACAUUUGUUAAGGUCGAUGCUGAGAGAGUAGAAGGAGUGUUGGAUUACCUAGAGUAUAACUAUGUGACGACUGGUGUAGUCACUGAGAACACCGAUGUGUUUAGCUUUGGCGUGUUGUUGCAGAACCUUUUGACUGGAAAGUACGGAGUAGCUGAUCGUUGCAAGGGUGGUGAUGAGAGUCUGUUUGAAAAUUUUGAAUGCGUACAAAAUGUGAUGAACCUGAGGAUUUCAGAUAGGGUAUGCAAGUUUGUGGAAGAAGGAAGAAUCUUUGAGAUAUUGGAUCCAACAAUGUUGGAAAGUACGAGUGAUGAUGAAACCGCAGAACGAGAGAGACGGCGAAUGGAAGCAGCCCUUAUGCUCUCACUCAGAUGCACUGGUCAUAGAGGUGAAGUUCCAAAGAUGAUGGAAGUGGCAAAAGAACUAAAGAGGAUUGAGAGAUGGAACAGAGCAGAGAUGUCGUUGUAG